UAAACGUCAUAUGGCAAAUGUCAACUUGGCAAGCAGAAGAAUAAUGUUUAGUUAUUAUUGAGGAUUGUUUGUGCGUUUCUCAAUCUAUAAGCGAUGGACAUUGAUAGUGAAAGUACAGCAACUUCUAUUGAUGAAAACACGGAAAACUUUUGCGAUAAUCCGACGAGGGACACUUUGGCUGAAGGAUUGAUGGGAUUGAUUAAGCCUACAGUUGAUCAACUGGAUGAAAGAUUAAGAGCCACAAGGAUAUCACAAUUGGAAUUGAAGCAGUGCAUUGAAUCAUUGACGGAGGAACUGAAAAAGAUUUCUGAAUCUCAAAGGAACUAUGCUGACAUUGAGAUUUACGUAAAGAAACUGAUAAGUGCAAAGCAUAGGGUCACUGUAUUAACAAAUAUAUUGCAAAGCACCCAUGAUCGUUUGAGCAAAGUGCAUCAAUCUAUUGAGAAGGAAUCAUUGAAGAAGAAGGCUUUAUUGGAGCAUUCAAUUGAAGAUUUGUAAAAAAAAAAUGCAUUUACAGACA
Nicrophorus vespilloides is the source of this 520-nucleotide messenger RNA. RefSeq names its product SNAPIN protein homolog (gene Snapin). Gene Ontology annotation, cellular component: BORC complex; synaptic vesicle; BLOC-1 complex. Lineage: Eukaryota; Metazoa; Arthropoda; Insecta; Coleoptera; Silphidae. Gene Ontology annotation, biological process: synaptic vesicle exocytosis; endosome to lysosome transport; lysosome localization. Gene Ontology annotation, molecular function: SNARE binding. The record is from RefSeq and is a predicted model, not a curated record. Bases 94 to 498 code for a protein of 134 amino acids. The transcript is spliced from 2 exons.